This is a messenger RNA of Annulohypoxylon maeteangense, 1666 nucleotides long. Its product is annotated as Zn-dependent exopeptidase. Gene Ontology annotation, molecular function: hydrolase activity. The coding region runs from base 303 to 1520 and encodes 405 amino acids. NCBI's taxonomy places the organism in Eukaryota, Fungi, Ascomycota, Sordariomycetes, Xylariales, Hypoxylaceae. The transcript has a single exon. The record is from RefSeq and is a predicted model, not a curated record.
UGAUAAUCGGUUAGGCUAACUCUCCCAGGGAUCGGGUAUCUCCUUCCAUUCGGCUCGCUCCGACGAAAUUACCCCAUUGGGAAACCCAUUCGGUGGCUUUCGCCGUAGCUGCUCCGGUUGGAAUCAAUGAUCUAAUUGGCUACAACAUCGAACGUUAGGCUCUGUAGAAAGUGCGACCGGGUGCAAUUAGGCGGUUUCAAUAGCGGCCAAUUAGUGAGUAACGGUGAAACUACUUCUGUAAUAUCAGCGCCAGCACGCGGUAACACUCAGACUGUUCAAAGUGAUUUCAAUAAACAACCAAGAUGCAGAUACCAGAAAUCAACGAAGACGAAUGUCUGACAUUCCUAUCCAGACUCGUCCAGAUUAAGAGCUACUCCCAGACAGAUGGCGAGUUGGAAGCAACAGCAUAUAUGGCGAAGGAGAUGUCGAAAAUCGGACUCGAAUCCGAAUUGAUUUCCUUCGACAAUGGCAAGAGACAAAACGCACUGGGCGUGUGGAGGGGGAGGGGUACAGCAGCCACGGAGGAGGGGGCACCAAAAUCACUUCUAUUCAACGGCCACCUAGACACGAACCCCGUCUCGGAGGGGUGGACGAUAGACCCCUGGGAGGGCAAAAUCGACGAGAACUUCAUCUACGGCAUUGGCGUCAGUAACAUGAAAUCCGGCUGCGCGGCCUACUUCUGCGCCGUCAAAACCCUGAUCGCCAUUGGCUGGACGCCCCGCGCGGACGUGAUCCUAACGUACGUGGUGGGAGAACUGCAAGGAGGCGUGGGCACGCUGGCCUUAAUCGAGCAAGGAAGGAUCAAGGCGGACUAUUUUAUCAAUUGCGAACCGUCGGACAUCAAGGCAGUGACUAUGCACGCCGAAGCACUGACGUUUGAAAUCACGUUGAAGGGUAUCACGCGCCACAUGUCUGCGCGAGAGGAGGCACAAGACGCCAUCAUGGCAGCCUGUAUGUUGAUUCCCAAACUCAAUGGUAUGAAGUUCCGGGGCGCGAGGAGUGAAGAGCACGAGAAAUGCAACCGGCUCCAAGUUGGUAUCGUGCACGGCGCGCUCGGGAAGGAACUCGUAGAAUGGCGGCCCGCGCAAGUAGCUGAUAUAUGUAAGCUUGCUGGAAGCGCGCGGUAUGCGCCUGGCCAGACCCAGGAAGGCGUUAUGGAAGAUAUCCGGGUGGUUAUCGAAAAGUGCUUAGAGGCGUUUCCGGGUAUGACGUUUGAGCUAAAGCAGAGGUUUGAGCCGACGAUGCCGGCGUUUGAAGUGUCGAGGGAUUCUAAACUCGUCAAGUCUCUAAACGACGCGUAUUUCACGAUUAGACGCGAGGAACAGCCUACGGGAGUCCUCGCACCGACUUGCUUCUAUGGAUCAGAUGCUGGGCAUCUCUAUAAAUCUCUUGGCAUGGAAGGCAUCGUAUGCGGACCGGGAGGAAAGUAUAAUACGCGCCCUGAUGAAGCUGUUGAUAUUCCCGACUAUCUGGAUUGUAUUCGGAUGUUCAUGCGAGUAAUUGUGGAUAUCUGCGGAUAGAGGGGCGGGCAUCUCCUUCAGGGGAUAGACCCCGCGGAGUAACAAUGAUAGAUAUAAACUGUGCCCUCCAUCGGCAAGAUCGCGACAAAGAUGCCAAAUUUAAUGAGUCUUACGAUUUAUAAUCUAAUAAAAGAAAAUAAUGCGGG